CCGGCUGCGGCAUGGCCAGCACAUUCGCGUGUCUGCUUCUGCUGCUGGCGGCCGGCCGCGAGGCUCACAGCUUCCCACAACCCUCUCUGCACCUGCUGGGCGGAGGAGGCGGACUCUUCGGAGGUCGGUCCCAAGGAGGAGGCUUAUUGUCAGGAAUACUCAACUCUACCGUGAACAAGAUUCUGAAGCCUCUGAACGUGCUCGGCAAUGGUGGGUCGAGUUCCUCCAGCAACAGUUUUGGCGCUGGCGCCACGCUGCCGUUCGGCAUAUCGGUCGGGUUUACAGGGUCCACAUCCAACGCCAACGCUGGAGGACAAGGCAUUCCUGUUGGACAAGGAGGCGCGGGUGAAGUUCCAUUUGGUGGAGACAGCCAUGGUAUCAGCGGUGGUCAAGGGGGAAGCAACAACAACGCUGGAGGAGGUUUUGGCCACGAAGGAGGCCACGCUGUAGUUGGUAACGGUGGCAGCAGCUCCUCGUCCAGCCAGGCAGAGAGUGGAAGUGUUGCAGGGAGCGGUGCCCACGGAGGCAGCAGGCCACCUGCUACCGACGCAGGAAUUCAGGAAAUCAUCCGACCAUCAGGAGGUGGUGGUCAGUCUGGUACAGGUAGUUCAAGCCAGGCCAACAGCGAAAGUGCUGCAAAUAGUGGCACAGUCGAAGGCAACGGACCAAAUCCUGUGGACACUGGCAUUCAGGAAGUCUUUGGACCAGCACCAGGAAGCUCCAGCCAGGCCAAUAGUGAGAGUGCUACUAGUAGCGGUAAUGUUGGAGGACAUGCUCCUAGUCCUAUCGAUGAAGGCAUUCUCGACGUUUUUGGACCUGGCCCAGGAAAUGGAGGGCAGUUUGGUGGUAAUACUGCUAGCCAGAGCAAUAGUGAGAGCGCCGCUAACAGCGGUACUGUUGGAGACCACUCUCCUAGUCCUGUCGACGAAGGAAUUCACGACGUUUUUGGACCUGGAGCUGGAAGUGGAGGACAGUUUGCUAGCGGUGGUUCCAACCAAGCCAAUAGUGAGAGCACCGCUGGUACUGGCACUCAUGGAGUCAGUACGCCUAGUCCGGUCGACAUUGGUAUCCAGGAAGUGUUCGGAAAUGGAGGAGCAGGAAGUGGUGGAGAAGGUUCUGAGGCAAAGAGAUCCACCCCCGACUAUGACCACAACGGAAGCGCAGCAGCUGCGACACCAGAUCCUGUCGACUUAGCCAUUCAGGAAGUCUUCGGCGCUGCACCUUCAGGAAAAAGUGCUUCUGCAGCAUCUGACAAACCACCUGUUUUCACUUAGAGUAGCUUUGGCUUCGCAACAAAAUCAAUGUUUUCAACCUACAUUUGGGUCGGAAGAUCACUAUGUUAGUUUCCAGCAAACCAAUGCUGUCCUGUUUGCUUGAAAGCUACGACGAAGCAGUUUCUCCUGGGCAUUGCAAUUAAGGCAGCUCCUACCGACGUUGCACGUGACGAAUCAAUAAUGAAGGACCAGUGGCAGCCAAAAAUUACGUUGUGAUGAGUAAAAUGUUCUAUACUCAGACUGGAAACUGUCCAUACAAUGCGUUGGAGAUGUCACGCAUAAUAUCCCGUUACUACUUCGAAAGAGUAGUGAGAUCCCUUUUGAGUUUCAUAUUACAUAGUUGUCUUAUCUAUGGUAACAAGACCGUAUUACUCCAUAAGGGUUGACUUCAUGCGUCGAAGAACGGUUGUUAUGUUUUUCCUUUGUCAAACUGAAUUAACAAGUAUUUACAAAUACACACAUCCAUCCCUUGUAAGACCAUAGUUCUACUUUGCAUAAUUUCCUACAAGAAUGUAAUGAAGUCAGUAAAACAAUUCAGUUAACAAAGACGUUAGAACAUUUAUAUGCAACAUAUGCCUGAUUCCGUCCUUGAAGCAGCAAUAGAGCGUUUUAAUCCUGUUUAGUGCCAUAAGAUGGUUUACAACAGCCAAAUACUCCAAGAUGUAUCUUCAUCUUUAAGAAAAUGCAACAUAGCGUGUACUGAGUAAAUGUUAAUAUUUUGCAAUAAAACUUCAUAAAAUAAACACA
Schistocerca americana (American grasshopper) is the source of this 2021-nucleotide messenger RNA. RefSeq lists its product as uncharacterized. The transcript has 2 exons. The record is from RefSeq and is a predicted model, not a curated record. The coding region runs from base 12 to 1274 and encodes 420 amino acids. Lineage: Eukaryota; Metazoa; Arthropoda; Insecta; Orthoptera; Acrididae.